Penicillium canescens is the source of this 288-nucleotide messenger RNA. RefSeq lists its product as uncharacterized. The transcript is spliced from 2 exons. The record is from RefSeq and is a predicted model, not a curated record. NCBI's taxonomy places the organism in Eukaryota, Fungi, Ascomycota, Eurotiomycetes, Eurotiales, Aspergillaceae. Bases 1 to 288 code for a protein of 95 amino acids.
AUGGCCUCCUAUUCGAUCAGAGGCUAUAUUGGUGCAAGCAGGCCGUUGAAGCGGCUAUCUCGGGAGAAUACCAAAUACUACUGCCCUCGUAUACAUGGGAAUUAUACAGAUGCGAAGACUGAUAUCUUUGCUCUUGGGUCUACUAUCUAUUCGAUUAUGAUGGGACAUCAGCUCAAGCCUCUUAUUGACAAAGUGUGCGAAGAAGCUUCCAUCAUGAAACCUGACGCAAUUCUCAGCAAAACUUGGAAUUUCGGAACUCAAAAAAGUCGUAGAGAAGAUGGCUAUUAG